Pochonia chlamydosporia 170 is the source of this 2037-nucleotide messenger RNA. Its product is annotated as F-box and WD repeat-containing protein. Bases 1 to 2037 code for a protein of 678 amino acids. Gene Ontology annotation, molecular function: protein binding. The transcript has 5 exons. Lineage: Eukaryota; Fungi; Ascomycota; Sordariomycetes; Hypocreales; Clavicipitaceae. The record is from RefSeq and is a predicted model, not a curated record.
AUGGACGGCUAUAACCGACCCAUGGGCUUUUCUGAGAGGAGGGGAAGCAUCUUGACCGAGGAGUUGGCACUCAAUACCGGCAAUACCACCAUGAGCAAUCCGAGGAUAGAGAAGCUGCCGCAACAACACGCUCGACAGAUGAGAGGACCCCCUACUCCCAGCAUGCCCACGCCCGCGACAGACUUUGACCAACAAUUGACGGGAUCACCACCGCCGCCUCCUACACCAGCCGCUUCUCCGGGUCCGGCGCAAUGUCAGCCUGAUUGGAGUGACGCUGCAGAUGACGAAGAUUUUUUUCUGGCCAAGGUUCGCCAGCACUUUAAGAACUGCUCAGGGCCUCAACGCACGAGGGUCCUGGCCGAUUUGCUCAACCUUUGCACCAGUCAGCAGUUGAGCUUCGUACACCAAUUUGUCAGCCCACUGCUCAAAAAGGAUCCCUUUACCAGCUUACCGGACGAACUGUGCUUGAGGAUUUUGUCCUUUAUCGAUGACCCCAAAGUUUUGGCUCGGGCUUCACAGGUAUCAAAACGAUGGCGAGACCUCCUCAGCGACGACAUGACAUGGAAAAACCUUUGCGUCAAACACGACUAUGGCCGCCGAUUGUCCGAAAUCAACGCCCCAUCGCCAGUUUUGCCAAUGAGGUCGGCUGCGCAUGCUCUGGCCAAUGCCGACUAUGAUAUGGUAACCAGCAGCAGCUUUCCCGGUUCCUAUCCGCUUUCUGGACACAACUCUGGAUCCAGAAGUUUUGACGGCGCCAUGGCACGACCCAAGCUUCGGUCGUACAAAUCCCACUUUAAACAGAGAUAUUUGGUCGAGGCCGCAUGGAGAUCAGGCGGAACCAGUGUUCACCGCAACAUCACGCAGGAAGGUGGCGUCGUCACCAGCUUGCAUUUGACGCCAAAAUACAUCAUAGUGGCUCUAGAUAACGCCAAGAUUCACGUAUUUGACACAAAUGGCGACUCCCAACGCACAUUACAGGGACAUGUGAUGGGAGUCUGGGCCAUGGUGCCUUGGGAGGAUACCAUGGUGAGCGGUGGUUGCGACCGUGACGUCCGCGUAUGGGACCUUAAGACCGGCGCAUGUCUCCAUACACUGCGUGGGCACACUUCUACGGUGAGAUGCCUCAAGAUGGCUGAUGCCAAUACCGCCAUCUCUGGCUCUCGCGAUACGACUCUUCGGAUUUGGGAUAUAAGAACAGGGCUGUGCCGCAAUGUACUGGUCGGGCAUCAGUCGAGCGUACGAUGCUUAGAAAUCAAGGGCGACAUCGUUGUUUCAGGCAGCUAUGAUACCUUUGCAAGAGUAUGGAGCAUCUCGGAAGGGCGUUGUCUUCAGACCCUGCAAGGUCACUUUAGCCAGAUAUACGCCAUUGCUUUUGACGGGAAGCGAGUAGUCACUGGCAGUUUGGAUACCAAUGUCCGGGUUUGGGACCCUACCACUGGUGAAUGUCUCGCGAUCCUGCAAGGUCAUACAUCGCUGGUUGGGCAAUUGCAAAUGCGUGGAGACACUCUUGUCACAGGAGGAUCUGAUGGAUCGGUUCGAGUUUGGUCACUGGAAAAGAUGUGUCCUAUUCAUCGUCUCGCCGCGCACGACAACAGCGUGACCAGCUUACAGUUUGAUGAUACCAGAGUUGUCAGUGGAGGUAGUGAUGGCCGUGUCAAGAUUUGGGAUCUUAAAACCGGUCACCUCGUCCGAGAGCUCAUCGCCCAAGGAGAAGCAGUCUGGCGAGUUGCAUUUGAAGACGAGAAGUGCGUUGCUUUGGCCCUGAGACAAGGUCGCACAGUGAUGGAGGUUUGGUCAUUCUCGCCACCUGAAGAACAACUCUAUGAGCGGCCGCUGUCACUUCAACAGCGCAUCCUCGAGGAUAACCCAAACCGGCCUUUGAGUGCCAUGGCACUCGACUAUAGAGCUGGAGAAGCAGCUGUUGCAGGAUCAAGCCGUGAUAACCAAGACGUCGACAUGCAAGAUGCUGGACCUGCGGCAGGCCCAUCCACAGCACCGCUGCAGGGCGGAAACAAAACGUUCUUUCAUGACGACUAG